ACUAUCGAGCUACCAGCUGACCUACUUUCUCUCCUCUCUGCCGCUCGCUACUGCUGACAAGCCCGCAGAGGAUGGUGGAGGCAGCCUGCGAAGCUCGCGGAUGGCCAAGCGCUUCGAGUGGACUUUUGCGGUCAGAACCGAGCCAGGCGGCGUGUCCCCCCCUAAUAAAUGCGUCGUAAUAACUUGUUAUGUAAUUGAACGCUUUUGGCGACGCAGCCAUACAAACGCAUACAAACCCCCCGAAAGACCCACAUCGGUGCCGCUCUUUUAGGCGUGGAUGUUUGUUUUCUGUCGGACUCCCUUUUUCCUUUCAAGGAGUUGCCGUUUGUUCGUACGCUAAUGUGCGCUAGUUUUAUCUGAGGGUGCGCUCAGAUGAGGUCACUACAAACGGGACUUACGAGACUCGAGAGAGAGUCUGGAUGGGAAAGAGCGUGAGUAUGGACAACCUUUCUGACUUCGGCGGACCCUGUCCUUCCAGCCGCAGGGAAUGGGAUACCAGCAGCUGCGUGGACGAUUUAAUGGAUGAAGAUGAAAAAGACAGGGCAAAAAGGGCAUCCCGAAACAAAUCAGAAAAGAAGAGAAGAGACCAGUUCAAUGUGCUCAUCAAGGAGUUAUGCACCAUGCUGCAGGGCCAAGGCCAUCCUCGCAAGAUGGACAAGUCCACCAUACUACAAAGAACCAUUGACUUCUUGCAGAAACAAAAAGACAUCAGUGUACAGAAUGAAACGUGUGAUGUCAGACAAGACUGGAAGCCUUCAUUCCUCGGCAACGAGGAGUUCACGCAGCUCAUGCUAGAGGCGCUAGAUGGUUUCUUGGUAGCAUUAACUACGGAUGGAAACAUCAUAUACGUGUCGGACAGUGUGUCUUCCCUUAUUGGACAUUUGCCGUCAGAUAUGGUGGACCAAAAUAUCUUAAAUUUCCUCCCGGAGCGGGAACACGGGGAGGUGUACAAGCUGCUAUCAUCCCAUAUGCUGAUGACUGACCCCAUUGCUGCUGACUUCUUGGCCAGUGAUUCACAUGUAGAAUUUUGCUGUCACCUAGCCAGAGGGAACAUUGAUCCAAAGGAGCCGCCUGUGUACGAGUAUGUCAAGUUUGUUGGUGAUUUCAAAUUUCAUAACAACGUGCCUACAUCCUCUUGUAAUGGGGUUGAAUUGACGUUACCAAGAAGCCUACAAUCAUCGCUGGAGGAGCAGGUCUGCCUCAUUGCUACUGUUCGAUUAGUCACCCCGCAGUUUGUCAAGGAUUUAUGUAACGCGGAUGAUCCUUGUGAUGAAUUCACAUCGCGGCACAGCCUUGAAUGGAAGUUCCUGUUUCUAGAUCACAGAGCUUCUCCAAUCAUUGGAUAUUUACCCUUUGAGGUUCUAGGAACGUCUGGCUAUGAUUACUAUCACGUGGAUGACUUGGAGCUUAUAGCGCAAUGUCAUAAACAACUGAUGCAGUUUGGAAAAGGUAAAUCGUGCUACUAUCGCUUUCUGACAAAGGGUCAGCAGUGGAUUUGGUUGCGGACGCACUACUACAUCACGUAUCACCAGUGGAACUCCAAACCUGAGUUCAUCGUGUGUACUCACACUGUUGUCAGUUAUGCUGAAGUGCGAGCUGAAAGGAGGCGAGCGUUUGGCCUUGAGGAGCUAUCUCCACCUGAAAUUGCUCCCUCUUCUGUGAAGGCCCAGGAACUGUACUUGGACAUGUGCUGCACAUUGGACCCACCACAGGACAGAAACAGCGGUGCACGUUCAGUAUCCUCCCACAGCUCCCGGAAGUCCUCCCACACAGCCCUGUCAGAUUCUGCAUCAGCAACAAACUCGUACACAGAAACAUGCACGCCGUCAUGGCAGGCUGCGUCUAUCGGCUCCGAGAGAACGCCGGCCAGACAAGCUGGGAGUUCAAAGAAUUUGACCCAAAGACAAAAUUCCUUUGACCUGGUCCCCCAAAUGAGCCUCCCUGUUUCCCCUCCCUGCAGCAAGCACUCAGUGAUGCAGCAGCAGCGGUCACCGUCAUCAUCUGUGUUCCAACUGCAGCAGCCUCAGCUUGGUGUCAUGAACCAGCUGAAGGAGCAAUUGGAGGAGCGGACACGCAUCCUGCAGGCUGACAUUAAGACGCAGCAGCAGGAGCUCCACGACAUCAAGGAGAAGCUUCACCUUGCUAAUCUUCAGAUGUUGCUACAGCAGCCUGUCCACAAUGAAUUUGGCCAACAUCCCCAGCAGCAGGGCCCAGGCAGGCCCAGCUCGCAGAGCCAAUCAGGCGUCAUCAGGCAGCUCCCAAGCCACCCGAAAGCACCCUCAUGCGGGGCUAACAGUUCGUCCCCUCAUUCGCUGCUGAGGGAGAACAGCUCUCCCUCAUCAACACAAAGGAUCUCGCGGAGCGGCCAGGUGCAGUCAGUGAGUUUGCCGAUGCAGACCAACACGAGUCUGACCAUGCCCUUCUAUAGCAACCCCAUGAUGUUCUCUCAGACCAACACCAGGCCUCUACACGAUCCAAACCAAAGACAGACGGACAGCAGCGAGUUUAACCAAGAUGGACAACUUCGCAGCAUGCUCCUCAACCAGCCAAUGCAGACACUGGUUCCCACCAGCAGCGGGUCCUCGCAGCCUUCCCAGCAGUGCAACAUGGGCAUUCCCCAGACCCUAUACACCUUGGAUCAGCAGAUCAUCACGCCUUCGUUCUCCAUGCAACAGGUCAACUGCAACGCCGUGCUCGUGCCCUCUCAGGUCUUCACGUCGCCCAUCAUGAUCCCGCACAACAGUUUCAUCUCCCACCAGUCGCAGUCAAGCUACCAGGCUCAGCCUCAAGCCUCACAUCACUCCCUACAGCUGCAGCAGCCUCAGCAGUUUUUUCAGAUGACUCAAGGACUUGUGCACAACGGGUCGACUCCAACGUUCUUACACACCGCCAACCUCCAGCAACAAAGCACCGUGGGAUACAUCCAGCAGCCGUCGCAAUCACAGCAGCAACAGCCGCAACAAAGACAAUACCAACUUUCCCAAAACCAGAAUGCGAACGUUUCUGACUUCAGAAAUAUGCUAACGCGGUAGCAUUGUGGAAACUGGUAUCCAACUCUGCAGCAAAACUGACCGGAGCGGCCAGAACAUUCAAUGUGAAGCCGCUGCUUCACAGGACGACGAUGUGUUGAAGUUGAACAACAGUAAGAUGCAGCACGGAGCAGACGUGACUAAAGAAUGUGGUGAUGAGAGGCGGGGCCUUUCAUCACCAGCCUGCGACAGGCUGAGUUGUCAUCGAAACAAAUGGAUUCAUCGCAGCUCUCAUGAGGACGCCACUUUCAUUUCGCACUUUGGUACCACACCCCACCCAGAAGUAGAAUAUUUAUUUUUGUUUCUAAAGUUAAUAUUAAAUGUUCCCACUAAAUAAUGGCUUCACAGUGAGAUUAUUUUCCUUCGCAAACCUACGCAGUAAUAUCAGUUCUAACUCCCCUGGGAAAAAAAGGGAUUAGUGGGAAUCGCAAAAGUCAACAUCAACCACUAAACUUGCUGCUAUGCAAGUGUAGCGUCUACAGGGGCUUCAGUGUGAAAUAUCAUUAUCUUUUUUUUUUGGCUACACCGAAAUACCUGAAAGUAUGUUCGUGGUCUUUAAUGGAAAGCUCAAUCUGCAAAAUGAAGGGCUGCUUCAACACCUGUCACUGAAAUGAAGAACUGAGUUCUAAUACGCCCUGCAGCACCACUGUUGACUGACUUGUGAGUGGAGGUGGAGGAGGUUUAUUGUGCCUUUAUCCAUGCUACUACUGCUACUACUACUACCAUGGUGCAGUUCCAUUGUUGUCUGAUUACGGCUUUAAAAAUCCUGCUCAGGUACAUUUGGAAUACAAAGUUUAUAUUUUCAUAGAUAGUAAUUUAUUUUUUCCCCACCAACAUUUGAUCAAAAACAGGGGAGAUUUACAUUUAUUUUGGAGAUUGAAAGAAAAAGAGAAAUAUAUAUAUGUAUAAAUACUGGAUGCCUUUGCAACCUUAACUUUAAAGAUUUAACCCUUUUUUUGCAAAGUCUGUCACACUCAGUCAUUUAUUUGAUGAAACCCUGAUUACAUUUGUUUGAAAUUAUGUCAUGAGAUUUAGAUGAAUUGUCUAUGUUCAUGCAGUCAUUGAAGGGUCACCACUGGUCUUAACUUCUUGCGCCACCUCACUGAAUUAAAUGAAUGAUAUCUGGGGACAAUUACAGAUGAAUAGACUGAGACUGGAUACUGUCCAAAUAUGUCCAGUAUUGCUUGGAUUUGGCUCAUUAAAUAUUAUGUGGUGGUCUAGCCAGCGUCUCUUCUCGAUGGGUAUGAUGUGUCAUUUCGACCUACUCAAUGAAAAAUGCCCUAUGCUUAAGAUGUUUUUGGCUGUAUGAACCGUUCAAAUCGCGGAAAGGAUAAACGUUUCUUCUGGGUUCUCCGAGAGGUAAUCAAGGAGGGCAAAGGAGUGCAAGAUUUUACGAAACGAGUGGCCCAAACAGUUUUGUAGUCUUCACUUUACAGGCAGUAGAAGCAAAGUUAAAUCAUGAAAUGCAACAUUACCCAAGCAAAAACGAUACAUAUUUAUCUAGGAGGUUCUUGAUACCAAUGUCAUUGACCCAGCCACACACAAAAAAGUUGUAGACCUCCUUGCUUUUCCAAGUUUACAUCAAUUUUGUCGUGUAGAAUGGCGUUUUGAGCACCAGAUAGUUCCAUAUUUCUGGGAACUCCACCGAAGUUUAAUCCUUGAUAUUAAUAGACCAACCUUUUUUGAUAAAGUAUAGGGAUAGAUUCCAUUGCAAAGUUAGAUUUUUAGAGGAAAAUUUAAGACCUUUCCUUACUUAGAGAAUCCACGCGCCUCUUGCUGUACAACAGCCAUUCUGGUUUGGUUGACCACCACUAAUUUCCACUUUCGGGAAAAAGUCACAUGACGGAUUACAAGCAAUUCACUAUUUGAGAGGUUACAAAAUGUAUGUCAAAUUGUUGUAUGUUUGUAAAUCCUUAUUUAUCACUCUACAAAACAUGCCACAAACAUAGCACAAAAAUACAAGGUUAUUUUCAGUUAGGUUUAAAUUUGCUAUAUUUUUGUAGUUGCAUUACAAAGAUAGGGGUUUGUAAUAUUUUUGUUGACAUGCAAAUGACAAAUCAGCCUUAAACAUAUUGUGAUAUAAUUUGGAUUAUAGAAAUGCAAAUAGGCAACAUGUAGGUAUGUGUAUGUUUAUCUAUAUAUAUAUAUAUAUAUAUAUAUAUAUAUAUAUAUAUAUAUAUAUAUAUCCAUCCCAUUCAUUUUCUACUGCUUAUUCCCUUUGGGUCGCGGGGGGCGCUAGUGCCUAUCUCAGCCAAGAUCGGGCGGAAGGCGGGGUACACAUUAUCUAUAUAUAUAUAUAAAUAUAAAUAUAUGCACACAUACAUAUAAUACAUACAUACAUACAUACAUAUUUACUUCAAUAUACAUGAUUUUCAAUGAAAUAAAGUAAUGCUGUAUUUACAACUAAAUUGAAGGUACGCUUCAUAUAAUGCAGAUUGUUUUGUAUUUUUAAAGCAUAUUCUACAAAAAUGAUGCACUAAAUUAAGCAUUUUCAACCAUCAAAAUGGCUAAAUGCUUAAAAUACCAAUGUGAUAGUAGUAUUGGCAACUAGAUGAAACCACACUAAUCAGAUCACGCUGUUCAGUAUCGAGACCACUGAUUGGCUCAGUCUCAGGCAGCAUUACUACUGCAUUAAAAGGGUGUUAAACUGACAAAAGGGUGUCAUUUCAUAAAGACGGUUAACGUUUUUGUAUACUUUUACUGUGAAAAUAUUAGCUUUAUAAUUAAAAAUUCCUACUUCGCGUGAAUUCAUUUAUCGAGGUUAUGACUGGAACUAAUUAAUGACUAACUGAAUUGAUUAACGUGGACCCCGACUUAAACAAGUUGAAAAACUUAUUUGGGUGUUACCAGUUAAAAUGAGGGAUUAUUAUCUUGGUAAAGGCAAAAUUUCUUGGAUCUCAUUACAUUGUGCAACAAUUGUGGCAUGUUAGUGUAUCUGUAUAACCCAUUAGAAAGAUGUAUGUUACAGUAGAAAAAAGCAAUUUACUAAUAUACAACAGUAUACCAAAAGUAUGUGCUGAACUUCAAAGAGGGCAGCUUGAAAAAAAAAUACUACAAAAUUGGCUCUUAAGGUAGUAUGAAAUCUUCAGGCAUGCAGAAAUGGUGGCUGGUAAGUGUAUAGUACAGAGUAGUCCAGCUUGUGUGCAAUGACGAUGCAUCAGAUAGAGAUGUGAAGUAUUUGAAGAAGCUGCAGUGAUGAAAAGCUGCAAAUUAUCUGAGGCUCAAACACAGCAACAGUGUUCUCUCAUUUGUCACUCACAUGUACUUUUAACUAUUUGGUUUUUGAAUAAAACCUGAAAAUCAGCUUUUACUGAGAAUCCAAAACAACAGACACAAUAGUUACUAUGUGCAAUGUUUGUUUGAGAAUGUAAUUUAUACUGUUUCAAUGUAUUAUAAACCACUGUACUGCGUGUGUUUAUACAUAUAUAUUUACAUAUAUAUGUAUACAUACCAAUAUAUAAAUAUGCAUAUGCAUAUAUAUAUAUAUAUAUAUAUAUAUACACACAUACAUACAUGUAUUAUAAGUAUUUUAUUUGUUCCAAUACCCUGACAUUCCAUUGUGUGUGGAUAUUUUGUCAGAAACCAUGUUCCACCCUGAAAGAUUACAGAAUGUAGAUUUGGAAUGUGUAGCUUGUUCCCCCCCCCCUCCCUUACAUGUGAUACAACAACCAUGAUAAGGAAAACUAAAGUUCACCAUUAUCAAGUGUAUCCAAACAUCAAAUUGUUUUUUUGCUGGCUGAGGGAGGAGACUUAAAUGCUAAGCACUGCCAUAGAUACACAUAUACGCAGUUAAUGACACAUACGCCAGUGGUGGUGAGGAGGCAUGUGGACCUUUCAGUUACAAAGGGCCACUUAUAUUGUUUGCCUUACAUUGAUAUGAACUACUACAGACUCAUACAAGAGCUCCCAUUACAGUAAAAUUUAUUAAGAGACUCGCAUUAUUAAACAAAAACACUCUCUCUACCUGAUGUUUGGAUGUAAACAUUUUAGAGCCUUUGGAUCAUGUAAAUAAUCUGCUCUAAACGUUUCAAACAUCUCCCCUUUCAGCAUCUUGGGCUUUUUCCAUUUUGUGUCAAUGUUCUGGAAGAUUUGUGACCAUCUUCCUGAUUUGUCAGGUGAUGACGACGGGACUUUCAUUUUUGGCGUAAGACAAAUUAAGGCCAGGACCUGAGGAACACAAACCUGGUAUACAAGUUAAUUCUGCCGUUUCUGUGCAGAAAAACAUGCAUAUACUGUAAAUUAGAACGUACAAAAGACACUAGAUUACAUAUUGUUUUAUUUUGUAUAUCUCAUACAUUACAUGUGUACGUUACAUGAUUUCAAUAUUAAAGUAAUUUUGUAAGAGAUAAUGAAGUGUCUUAUUAGAGGAGGUGAGACUUUGUGUUGGUGUUGCACAGUCGCUUGUAUGUGCUUUUUCCCCUCAUGUAUUUA
Nerophis ophidion (straightnose pipefish) is the source of this 7460-nucleotide messenger RNA. RefSeq names its product neuronal PAS domain-containing protein 2-like. The transcript is spliced from 22 exons. Gene Ontology annotation, cellular component: cytoplasm; CLOCK-BMAL transcription complex; nucleus. Gene Ontology annotation, biological process: circadian regulation of gene expression; regulation of transcription by RNA polymerase II. Lineage: Eukaryota; Metazoa; Chordata; Actinopteri; Syngnathiformes; Syngnathidae. The coding region runs from base 420 to 3032 and encodes 870 amino acids. The record is from RefSeq and is a predicted model, not a curated record. Gene Ontology annotation, molecular function: DNA-binding transcription factor activity, RNA polymerase II-specific; RNA polymerase II cis-regulatory region sequence-specific DNA binding; protein dimerization activity.